Chara braunii is the source of this 749-nucleotide messenger RNA. NCBI's taxonomy places the organism in Eukaryota, Viridiplantae, Streptophyta, Charophyceae, Charales, Characeae. The record is from the annotation of a GenBank genome assembly.
CGGGACUACCCAUUGCGCAGAUCACGCCGUUGUCGCUGUCCUGCAUCAUUGUGGUCGUCUUCACCAUGUCGUCACGCGGCGGUAAUCGUGGCAAGAAGAGGGACAACUGUGAAGGGGACACACCUGUGGCCGUCAAGAAAGGACGACAUGUGGUGAGGAACAAGAAGGCUCUUGCAGAGGGCCCUUCGAGGGGGAGUGCCGCUAGGGAUGAAGAAUGGGUUAGGGAUCUCGAUGCCGCCGACAACGACGAAGACUUCAUGACCGACUCCGAAGUUGGAGUCGUCACAGAAGCGGCAGUCCGUGCACAAGGGGCGCUGCGGAUUGAUAACACGCGACCAUGUGCACCGCCUCCCCAACCCCGCGUUGGGGAGGGAGUUGGCAAGCCUGAUGUCAUCAUCGACGUGGACACUUCUCAAGCGGUGAGGGGUGUCCAAGCUAAGGCAGCUCCAAAGACGACACGUGUUGGGGUGACCGUUACAAGGACACGUGUGAUUGGGCUGCCUGACGCGCAAGAUUGUGCGCAGGUGCAAUCACCCCCAGCCACACCACGUGCCCACACAGUUCCGGAGGCGGGAGGGGCCGCGAGGCGUCCAUGGUGCAAAGCCGCAAGACGUGGUGAAACGAGAGGGCGGUGCAGUGGUGGGAUCUUCUACAGCGGCAGCUGUCGAAGGGACCAAGGAUAGCAUUGGGGAUGGCAAUGGCGACGAGCUAUUGGUGAUCAGGCAGCAUUGGGGGAAUGCACGAGAUGG